AUUUCUCUUUUAAUUUUAAUUCUGUAAAGUUAUGUAUUUAGAAACCUUGUGUUAUACAUAAAGCUUUAAUUUAAAGAAAAUAUUAUUCAGAUUAAGUAGUGAUGGAGGAAAUUAUGUACGAAUUUGGUGAUUACUCUGUUGAUCAUAGUUUGGAGGCGUCGGAAUAUUUUGAAUGGACGUCGCCGGCGUCUGUUCCGAUGGAAUAUUAUGGAUCGGCCGGAAACAUUAUGUCGUGGGAAUCUGCUAAUUUACAAGAAGAAGAACAUCAAAAGAAUAUUAUUCGUGCAAAGAUCUCUUCUCAUCCUUUCUACCCUAAGCUUCUUCUAACUUACAUCGACUGUUAUAAGGUGGCCGGUGCACCACCAGAGCUUGUGAAUAUGUUGGACAAUAUUGUCCAAGAAAAUGAUCUUUGUAGGAUAUCAAGUAGCAGUAGCACUGCCUUAAAUCGACCAAACACCGACGAUUCUGAGCUAGAUGAUUUCAUGGUAACUUAUUGUGAUGUGUUGGGUAAGUUCAAGUUGGAUCUGGGAAGGUCUUUCAAUGAAGCAACUACUUUUCUUAAUGAUAUUCAAACUCAACUUACCAAUCUCUCCACUACAACAAAUAUCUCAGAAUUGGUUGGGGAGGCGGAGGAGGAGGAGGAUGGUGAUAGAAUUGGUGGUGGUGGCGGGGAGGCUAAUAAGGUUGAUGAAAUAUGCAGAUCAGGAAGUGAAAUAAAGAAUAAAUUAAUGGGAAAGUACAGUGGAUAUAUAAGUAGUCUAAAGCAUAAUUUUUGCAAGAAGAAUAACAAGGGAAAGCUCCCAAGAGAAGCAACGCAAAUUUUGCGUAACUGGUGGACUACUCACUACAAUUGGCCUUAUCCUACGGAAGUUGACAAAGUAAGUUUAGCAGAAUCAACAGGUUUAGAUCCAAAACAGAUUAACAAUUGGUUCAUAAAUCAGCGCAAACGUCACUGGAAACCUUCAGAAAACAUGCAAUUUGCUGUUAUGGAAACCAUAUAUGGUCACUUUUCUUAAUAAUUUUUAGUACAGGGGCGGAGCUACAAUCUAAUACAGGGUUCGAGCGAAUCCUCCUAUAAUUGUAC
Messenger RNA from Solanum dulcamara, 1084 nucleotides. RefSeq names its product homeobox protein knotted-1-like 6. Gene Ontology annotation, cellular component: nucleus. The coding region runs from base 102 to 1016 and encodes 304 amino acids. The transcript has 5 exons. Gene Ontology annotation, biological process: regulation of DNA-templated transcription. NCBI's taxonomy places the organism in Eukaryota, Viridiplantae, Streptophyta, Magnoliopsida, Solanales, Solanaceae. Gene Ontology annotation, molecular function: DNA-binding transcription factor activity, RNA polymerase II-specific; DNA binding. The record is from RefSeq and is a predicted model, not a curated record.